AUGAAUUCAACUCGAGGGUUUGUGAACAGAUGUGUGCUCGUAUUUGCGCCGCGUGAUGAUAGAACUCAGUGUAGCACAAAGCUUCUUGCCUUCCGCCUCGUCGCUUCUGCUGGGCAGCAGACCGCAGGCGCCGUAAUGGCUUUCUUUUCUCGACCCCAAUCCGCUGCUGUCAAAAUCGUGAAGCCCAACUCCGACGAGGGUGCGUUAAGACCAAAGCAAACACCCCCACCCCGGAAAGGCAGCGGAGAAACUCCUUACAAUAAUAGGCAAUGCCGAAAUGUUGUUAUCUAUGGGCAUUGCAAGUUUCAAGACAAGGGAUGCACGUAUCUCCACCCAACGCAAACCGCUGAGGUACCCGAACCUACCCCUUCUUCUCAUGGUACCCGAUCGAAACAGCAAGAGCCACCCACUGCUAGUCCUCUCGCUCAAGCUAUCAACGCACCUGCCUUUGUUCCUCCACGCGCGGCUUCACGUCCUGCUGAGGGUUCUCCUUCCCUGACUCCGCAAGCAGCAGUCUUUGUUCCUAAAACACCUGCCGGAAUUGCUGUCGCGCGGAAUACGGCUGCUUCCCCACCUCCGGCGGACUCGGUGCACUCCAUCGCUGCCGCUUCAUCCAUUUUGCGGACAGAGCCAGAGGAUCGCCAGCAAGAGAACGGUCACGAGCUACAGCCGGACGCAGAGCAAAAUGGACACCAGGAAUACGGAUAUCAGACCGGGUAUGAGGACUACAAUUAUCAAGGAGCACAAGACGUUACAGACUCGCCUUACUUUGAUCCUAAUCAACUGGAAUAUCACCCUCACGGAUACGACCACGACGCGUCCUAUUUCGCCCACCCCCCAAUGUUCUUGCGUCAACCACUGAACUACCUGCUCUACACGCCGUCCAUGCCGUCCCAGCUUAUCCGGAACACGAUCAACACCCACUUUGUGCCACCGUCCAACGAUCUCCGACAAAUUCUGCAAGAAAGAAGUGAGACGGCAAGAGGUGUGGCACCAGCAGGUUUGGGCCUGCCUGAGGAGUUGCAAGGAUACCACACUCUUGUCCCCUUGGAGCCAACCGGAAAUGCCGAACGAAGGAAGAUGGUCAAUUGGCAUUCAACGGUGUAUCGGGCUAUCAAUGCCACCGAUGGGUUGCCCUAUGUGCUUCGGAGGGUUGAGAACUACCGCCUCAUGCAUCAGGCCGCGUUCGCGCCGAUCGAGCUUUGGUCGCAGAUCCAGCACCCAGGCGUCGUCGCUCUCAAGGAGGCGUUUACCACCAAGUCAUUCAACGACAGCUCCCUCGUGGUGGUGUAUGCGUACCACCCUAACGCGAAGACUCUCUACGAAGCCCAUGUGAAGCCUAAACCCCAGACACAGCAACAGACCGUGUUCUAUGGGCGUCACCACCACCGCCACCAGCAACAACAAACCCAAGUCAUGCCUGAAAACACACUCUGGUCGUACAUCGUCCAAAUCGCCUCUGCGAUCAAGAAGGUGCACGAGCGGGGUCAGGCCGUGCGCAUGAUCGACGUCUCCAAGAUCAUCGUUACGUCGCAGAAUCGUGUCCGGAUUGGCUCGUGCGGGAUCAUCGACGUCCUUCUGUAUGACACGCAGCAGGACGCGAGCUUCCUCCAGCAGGAAGAUCUGCUCGCGUUUGGCCGCCUUAUUUACAUCUUGUGCACGAACAACUUGAGCGCCGCGAACCAGCAGAACAUGCCUAAGAGCAUUGAUGCUGUAAAGAGGCUGUACAGCGCCGAUGUGCAGACACUGGCGCUGUACCUCUGCAGCAAGAUGCAUAAAUCGAUCGAGCACGUUUUGGAGAUGGUCAAGGGAAGGAUCUUGGCAGAGCAUGACGAGGCAUUAAUGGCCACGGAUCGUCUGGAGUAUGAGCUGCUCGGUGAAUUGGAGAAUGCCCGUUUGUUCAGGCUGAUUUGCAAGUUUGGUUUUAUCAACGAGCGGCCUGAGUUUGCUCGUGACGCCCGCUGGUCCGAAACAGGAGACCGGUACAUCAUCAAGCUCUUCCGGGAUUACGUCUUUCACCAGAUCGACGAACAUGGUAACCCGGUGCUCGACCUUGGCCAUGUGCUCACCUGUUUGAACAAGCUCGAUGCUGGCACGGACGAGAAGAUGAUGCUGGUUGCGCGGGACGAGCAGAGCUGUUUGGUUGUAAGCUACAAGGACGUGAAGACCUGCAUUGCAAAUGCUUUUGAUGAAUUGAUGCGUGCGACGACUGCUAGCCAGACAGGAAAGGACCCUUAUAGUAGGGGGUGA
Messenger RNA from Cyclocybe aegerita, 2250 nucleotides. The record is from the annotation of a GenBank genome assembly. NCBI's taxonomy places the organism in Eukaryota, Fungi, Basidiomycota, Agaricomycetes, Agaricales, Hemipholiotaceae.